AUGGGGCACAAGUUUAUCAAAACAAGAUACAGUGCACUGUUUAUGGGCUACGCUUGCUGUGUAGGCUUUGGACUACCAUUUCCCCAAAAGCCCAAAGCCAUUUCCCCAAAGCCUCCCAACCUACUAUCAGAGAACAAGGCAAAGCCAAAGAAGAAACGGCAGGAGGCUACUUCACUGGAGGCCAAGCCAAGAAAGACCAGAGUGAAAAAGCAGGAGGAAUCAAGCCCUGCGGAAGAGCCAAGUGCCCCCCGAUCAGUUGCUGUCAAAAAAGUGAGAAAGAAAAAGGAAGAGAAGCCAGAAGAAGAAGGUGAGAAGGACCCACCUGCCAAAAGCACCAAAGAGCCCAGGAAGAAGAAGGAAGCUGCCUCUUCUCAUCUCGUUGUGACCAAGGCAUCAAAAAAGAAACAAGAGGACUCUGAUGAAGAAGAUGAUGAUGAUGAUGAAGAGGAGGAGGAAGAUGAUGUAGAAAGCGAAGAUCCUCCAAAAAAACCCAAAAGGAGGAUCCACAAAGAUGUUCCAUCUGCUGGCAUUAAGGAAAGGAAGCCCAAAAGUAAAGGAGACAAAGCUGAAGCUGAUGUCAAGACAAGAACUGUCAAGACACUGAAGAAGGAACCAGUGUCUGUCUUCCAAGUCAAUGGGGACAAGAAGGAGAAAAAAGUUAAAAAGAAAGAUCUGAAAGAUAGUGAGACAGAAGGUGAUUCUGAUUCUAGCACCAAGCCAACAAAAACUGAAAAAAAGAAGAGCACAGCUUCCAUGUUUCAGGCUGGGGCAGAAGGUGCCAAGGAGAAGAAAACUAAAAAGAAAGCUCUUCCCAAAGCCACUGAAAAUGAAAGUGAGGAUGAGCCCACAGAAGCAGUAGCUCAAAAGAACACCAACAAGAAAGGAAAAACAAAGAAAUCCAAGAAGAAGGAAGAGAGACCGCCUUCCCCAGUCAUUGAAGUGGACAAUCUGGAGGAAUUUGUGCUACAGCCAGCUCCGCAAGGAGUGACCAUCAAGUGUCGGGUCACUCGAGACAAGAAGGGGAUGGACCGGGGCCUCUAUCCUACAUACUACCUUCAUUUGGAUAAUGACAAAAAGGUCUUCCUACUGGCUGGUCGCAAGCGCAAAAAGAGCAAGACCUCUAACUACCUGAUUUCCAUGGAUCCCACUGACUUGUCUCGGGAUGGAGAGAACUUCAUUGGAAAGCUGAGAUCCAAUUUGAUGGGCACUCGGUUUUCGGUGUUUGAUAAUGGUGUGAAUCCUGACAGAGCAAAUUCGGAUUGGUCAAAUGUGCGCCAGGAGCUUGCAGCUGUUGUUUAUGAGACAAAUGUAUUAGGGUUCAAGGGACCUCGAAAAAUGACAGUGAUUAUCCCUGGAAUGAAUUCAGACAAUGAGAGGGUGCCAAUCCGACCCCGAAAUGAUAAUGAUGGGCUGCUCAUCAGAUGGCAGAACAGGAUAAUGGACAACUUAAUCGAACUGCAUAACAAAGCGCCAGUGUGGAAUGAUGAGACCCAGUCUUAUGUGCUCAACUUCCAUGGCAGAGUUACUCAUGCCUCUGUCAAGAACUUCCAGAUUGUCCACAGCAAUGACGUGGACUACAUCGUCUUGCAGUUUGGCCGUGUAGCUGAUGAUACUUUCACCCUGGAUUACAACUACCCACUGUGUGCUGUGCAAGCUUUUGCCAUCGCCCUAUCCAGCUUUGAUGGGAAGCUGGCUUGUGAGUAGCACAUCAUGGCCAGGUUGUCCUGAGUCUGGGCUAGAGAGGCAGAAUCAAAACAAAGCCCCUUCUAUCUGGACUGUCUGCUGCGGACAAGAAUUUGUCUGAUGAUAUAAAGCAAAUGAGAUAGUGUGAACAGGAAGAACAGCUUAACUGGUAUUGCUGAAUGUUUCCAACAUAGAAGAAGAAGAAGAAGAAGAAGAAGAAGAAGAAGAAGAAGAAGUAGAACUUGCAGAAUCAAUAAGCACAAACACAUAUUCACAGAGUAGGUUUAGUUGGCAACACCAUAUGCACACACAUGUCCUUGGCAUUUGCCUUGUAAAAGGAACAGUGCUCAAGCCCCAGCAAAACAGCUGCUUUACGCUGCAGUGUUCUGGAAGGUCCAUAACUCUAGGACGCUAAAAAACAAAACAGAGAAAAAAUAGUCUCUGUUAUGUUACUUACUGCCAAGGGAUUUGGAACCAGCUAAUGGUCUCAGGCUAUCAAAUAGUCACUUCCUGUGUAUAUAUAUACUUAACAGUCAAGACUAGCCAUUGUUUGGUUCUUUGAAUCCCAGGAGAAUUUAUCUUCUUUAGAUUAUUGGUGGUGUGGUGGGUUCUCUUUGAUAAUUUAUAAUUUACAUGUGGAAGUUUUACAUGGAUGCUGGGGUUUCUUUUCUCUCCACUGAUAACCAUCAAUAAAAGAGUAAGUGGUGGGACAAGCUCCAAUUUCUUGACAUUUUAAAAAUCAUGGUCUGCCUAGCUACUAAUCAAAACUAGUUAGAUGUAAAUGUAUAAGUUGCUUUUGGGGUAUUUAUUCGAUUUGUAUUUAUAUAAUUUAUAACUCUGGCGUUUAACAGCUUACUUUCAGUACUGCUGUGGGAUUGUUGGGUGAGCUGGGCGACCUCUCAAAACCAGUGGCGACCAUUGAGACUAGUGAGAUGGAAUGCAGGAAGCCAAAACAGUAGGUAGAGCCUGAGCCAAUGACAGGCAGAGCCAGCUAACUCUAGUAUAGUCCCCAUCCUCCUUCCUGCUAAGCAGGGGUGCCAUCUAUGUGAAGCCAUGGGAGCUGAAGGGGCUGGGCCCACCAAAGUUCUGUGCAGAAGACAGAAUCAGGAUUCAAGGGGACCUUGGUGAACUGGGCCCAAACAAACAAAAUGAAUUUCAAUAGAGACAAAUGUAAGAUUCUAUAUUUGUCAGCUGCACAAAUAUAAGAUGGGGGACACCUGGCUUGCCAGCCGUACAUGUGAAAAGGA
Podarcis raffonei (Aeolian wall lizard) is the source of this 2930-nucleotide messenger RNA. RefSeq names its product TUB like protein 1 (gene TULP1). Lineage: Eukaryota; Metazoa; Chordata; Lepidosauria; Squamata; Lacertidae. The transcript is spliced from 13 exons. Gene Ontology annotation, cellular component: cilium. The record is from RefSeq and is a predicted model, not a curated record. Gene Ontology annotation, biological process: protein localization to cilium. Bases 1 to 1704 code for a protein of 567 amino acids. Gene Ontology annotation, molecular function: actin filament binding.